UCAGCGUACCACCAGACAUCGUCGUGGUCCAAAAUGAAGUUCCUUGCAGUUCUUUUCGUCGCCUUCUGCGUGUACAGUCAGUGUACCGGAGAUGUCGCACACGAACAAGCUGUAACAGCGUGUGAGCAGCAGUCAAGUCUCACCCCAGAAAUUUUAGGAGAGUUGAAAGCCCAUAAAUAUGACAACCCCAAACUAGCACCUUAUUUGUUGUGUGUACAUAAAGUGCUCAAAUUCCAAAACGAAGCAGGCGAGUUGCAGGGUGACAACAUCAAAGCUAAGUUGAAGGAAAAGCACGAUGACGCACUUGUACAGAAGGUGGCAGCGGAGUGUUUCGAGAACCACGAGUCUCCAGAAAAGACCGCUGUGGAAGUUAGGAAAUGCGCCCACAAGAUCUUAAGUUCAAACUGUCAAGUGUGGCGAUCCAAAAUGAAGGUCACCGUUAUCCUCUUCGUCUCCCUCUUCGUCUCCCUCUUCGCAUACAUUCAGUGUUGUGAUGAUGAAUCUCCAGUAAGUGACUGUAUGAAAAAGUCAGGAUUAACCGACGAUAUCUGGGAAGACAUAGAAGCAGGCAACUUUAGUAUACCAAAUUUGGGAGCGUAUUUUUUGUGUACCCAUCAAGUGAUGGGAUUCCAAACUAAAUCAGGCCUGUUGCGGACUACCGCAAUAAUAAACUACUUCAGGGAAAAGGGUCUCAGUCGGGAGAUGGAACGUGAUAUAAAACGGCGGUGUUUCAUAAACCAGAAGACUCCAGAAAUGACGUCUAUCAAAUUUGAGAAACUCAUUUAUCGCUCUCUUAUCACACCAAAAAUCCUAUUUAAAUCAGCGUACCACCAGACAUCGUCGUGGUCCAAAAUGAAGUUCCUUGCAGUUCUUUUCGUCUCCUUCUGCGUGUACACUCAGUGUACGGGAUAUGUCGCACACGCAUACGACCGAGCUGUAACAGCGUGUGAGCAGCAAUCAGGUGUCACCCCAGAAAUUUUAGGAGACUUGAAAGCCCAUAAAUACGACAACCCCAAACUACCAGCUUAUUUGUUGUGUGUCCAUAAAGCGGUCAGAUUCCAAAACGAAGCAGGCGAGCUGCAGGGUGACAGGAUCAAAGCUAAGUUGAAGGAAAAGUACGAUGACGCACUGGUACAGAAGGUGGCAGAGGAGUGUUUCGAGAACCACGAGACUCCAGAAAAGACCGCUGUGGAAGUUAGGAAAUGCGGCGACAAGAUCUUGCAUUCAAAAACGAAUUAAGUCUCUGUUUGCUUAAUUAUCUUGAUCAUUUUUGUACGGAAAAUUUUAUUAAACCAUAGUUAAAACAA
Molecule: messenger RNA, 1307 nt
Organism: Zophobas morio
Lineage: Eukaryota; Metazoa; Arthropoda; Insecta; Coleoptera; Tenebrionidae
Exons: 6
Coding region: 34-1239 (401 amino acids)
Biological process (GO): sensory perception of smell
Molecular function (GO): odorant binding
Source: RefSeq, a predicted model, not a curated record